CAAGAAAGAAAAAGAUAAAAAAAAAGGAGGAAAAAUCAUGGUUGGUUUCUGUGUGUUGUGGAGAUGAACAUGAGGAUAACUUUGGACACAAACAAAACAAAACAAAGGAUCGUCGCAUUUCAACCAAAUCAUACCUUAGCAUAGGAACGAGAGGAGUAAAAAAAAAAAGAAGAAGAAUUGCAAUGGCAUCAAAAGCCAUCUCUCCUCCACCACUCACAGCUUCAUGUUCAUCAGCAAAAACCCAAUUUUUUACCAAAAAGACUGUUCUUUUAUCAUCAUCGUCAUGUUCCAAGAUACUAGGAGGUUCAAGAUUAGCCAGCAUAAGAAUCAAGAAAAGAACUUUAAGCAGUGGGAGGGGGUUUGGAGUGGUGAAAUGCAUGGCUUCUGCUGCACCAUCAGUUCUUCCCAAGGCUCUUUUGUUCGAUUGUGAUGGUGUGUUGGUUGACACUGAGAAAGAUGGCCACCGCAUUUCUUUCAAUGAAACUUUCGCUGAAAAAGAAUUGGGAGUUACUUGGGACGUGGAUUUGUACGGUGAACUGCUCAAAAUUGGGGGUGGAAAAGAAAGGAUGACGGCCUACUUCAAUAAGGCGGGGUGGCCGGACAAAGCCCCCAAGAGCGAUGAAGAAAGAAAGGAAUUCGUAGCAUCACUUCAUAAGAGAAAGACGGAACUGUUUAUGGCACUUAUCGAGAAAAAGUUGCUGCCUCUUCGACCAGGUGUUGCAAAGUUAAUAGAUCAGGCUCUCGGAAAUGGAGUCAAUGUUGCUGUAUGCAGCACUUCAAACGAGAAGGCGGUCUCUGCUGUAGUUUCAUUCUUGUUAGGACCCGAACGAGCAGAAAAAAUCCAGAUAUUUGCUGGAGAUGUGGUUCCUCGCAAGAAGCCUGAUCCAGCAAUUUAUCUGUUAGCUGCAGAAACACUGGGAGUCGAACCUUCAAGUUGCGUUGUUGUGGAAGACAGCGCAAUCGGUCUUGCAGCUGCCAAGGCUGCAGGAAUGACAUGUAUCGUAACAAAGAGCGGGUACACGGGCGAUGAGGAUUUUGUGAAUGCUGAUGCAGUUUUCGACUGCAUCGGUGAUCCUCCGGAGGAACGGUUCGACUUGGCAUUCUGUGGGAGCCUUCUUGAGAAGCAAUAUGUUAGUUGAUCCCACUCCACUUCAUUUCCGUCUUCAACAUGUGUUCUUCCCACCCAUUCUGAGAUUUUCAACUUAUCUCAUCCUCUUCUUUCACUGUAUCAGAUGACUGCAAAAAUUCUUUGUUUGAAAUAGUGCAGUAAAAAGAUUUGUUUUUCUCUUU
Molecule: messenger RNA, 1290 nt
Organism: Sesamum indicum (sesame)
Lineage: Eukaryota; Viridiplantae; Streptophyta; Magnoliopsida; Lamiales; Pedaliaceae
Product: Haloacid dehalogenase-like hydrolase (HAD) superfamily protein
Molecular function (GO): hydrolase activity
Source: RefSeq, a predicted model, not a curated record